This is a messenger RNA of Haliotis rubra (blacklip abalone), 2649 nucleotides long. Its product is annotated as gastrula zinc finger protein XlCGF7.1-like. The coding region runs from base 446 to 1387 and encodes 313 amino acids. Gene Ontology annotation, molecular function: DNA-binding transcription factor activity; RNA polymerase II cis-regulatory region sequence-specific DNA binding. The transcript is spliced from 2 exons. The record is from RefSeq and is a predicted model, not a curated record. Gene Ontology annotation, biological process: regulation of transcription by RNA polymerase II. NCBI's taxonomy places the organism in Eukaryota, Metazoa, Mollusca, Gastropoda, Lepetellida, Haliotidae.
CAGGUGUUAUCAGCGAGAACAAAACAAGCCGAAUAUUUUCUCAUGUUGAUGCUACGGCAACAUAUGGAUCCACGUGAGUUUGGAAAUAAGCUAAUUGACUGGAAAUAUAGUUCUACGGCUCCACAAUGGAAUGCAAGAGACGAUUCUUUGGUGUAGAACGUUAAGUACGAUUUGGCGCCUAAAGAAGAUGUGACUUACAGAGAAGAAUUGAUGUCAGAUGAAUGCAUGACCCACCAUGUGUUCAAAUCGCCACCCAGUGACAAGUCAAGAAGGAUUCCAGUUGUCCGAACUCAAGAACAUUGGGAAAUACUAGUUCUAAAUAAUACGGAUUCAAGGAGAUAUUGACAUUGGCCCUGGCCCUGCAGAGCGUAAUUGUUUUCUGAUGCUUAAAUAGUGUCUAUGUACAAGUGCAGGUCAGUGUAUACUGAUAUUAUUCGAAAUCCAAAUGACAUACCUGACAACAACCUCUGAACAAGUUAAUGAACUUGUCACCAUAGGAACGACUGCAGAGUCUGUAAAAAAGAAUUCAGCAUCAAAAGACAUACUUGAAUGUUUCCCUUGUGGGAAUGGUUUUACUAAAGACAAAAACCUUAAAAAACGUGACCCCAAAAUGCAUGCAAAAACGCCAUGGACGUGUGGAAUCUGUGAAAUGGAGUUUUGUGCUGCUAGUCCAUUGCAAGACCACAUGCACAGCCACACAGGGCAGAGGCCACAUGUAUGCAAACUCUGUGGGAGCUCUUUUGCCAAGGUUGGUAAUCUGAAACGUCAUGAGAAAAUCCAUUCAGGGGAGAAGCCCUUUAAGUGUGAGUUGUGUGACAAAGCAUUUCCCUAUGCCGUGGAACUGAGGCGCCAUGUAAGGACUCACACAAAAGAACGACCAUACAAGUGUGUAAUCUGUGAGAAGAGCUUUUCUGAGUCUUGCCAUGUACAAAGACAUAUGGUCACACAUACGGGGUAUAAGCCUUUUCAAUGUGACAUCUGUGAUAGGACGUUUGCCCAGUUCGACAAUCUUAAGCAGCAUAUGAGCACCCACACUGGCACCAAGCCUCAUAAAUGCAGCCUUUGUGAGAAGUCCUUUGCCCGCAUGGGUGAUGUGAAAAAACAUAUGCGAGUACACACAGGUGAACGUCCUUUUAAGUGUAACACCUGUGAGAAGAGCUUCUCUGUGAGCAGUUCACUUCACAAACAUGUCAGGGUGCACUCUGGUGAGAGACCUUACCAGUGCGAGAUGUGUGAGAAGACCUUUGCCCUCAAUUGUAACCUGAAGAAACAUAUACGAACUCACCUAAAGGAGAAACCGUUCAAAUGUGGGAUAUGUCAAGCUGACUUUCUCAAGGCAGGGGAACUUGAGGGUCACAUGUUUUCUCAUAAACCAGUAGCAGAGUAAGUUAUUGGUAAUAAUGACAGGAAUUUAUCGCAACCUGCCUAGUGGAUUAACUUCAACACUGCCAUAGAUGUCCAUUUACAAAAUUCAUCAACAUUUCAUAGGAUGGAAUAAUAACAGUCAAUGAAAUCAUGCCUCCGAAUAUUAACAAACUGCUAAGUUUGUACAAAAUAAAUUUUUUUCUGAAUUUGCCUGCCACCGGCACUCAGUUUGGAACCCUAACUAAAUCCAUGAAUCAUGACGAAUUGACAACAUUUGAAUGAAUUCAUGUUAGAUUGUACACCAGACCAGUGAAUGUAUUAACACAGGAAAUUGACUCAUUUCAACACUCACCCGAGUAAUGAGACCUAGUUGCAAUUAUUUUUAAGAUAGACAUGUUGUUCCAAGUCUAGCCUAUGUAAAACAUUAGUGUGUUAAGUGAACCAGAGACUUUGUUUCGGUUUAAUUGGGUGAAUGUAAGCUUGUAAUAUAACUUAAUUUAAUACAAUUUGAAAUAGAAACCAGAUGAGGCAGUUUGUAAUGGCUUGAAUCAAAAUUGCUGGGACUGCUAAUUUACCUGAGCUUAGUCUCCCUUUAAAUUAAGAUGAUUUCCUCUCAUCUUGAGGAUUCCUUUCAUUCGGGCUGAGAGCAGUGAGAUGAGCAUGAUGGUUGGCUCAUAUUCUCCUUGCUAACAGAAUAGUGCCAGAGACUUGCAGGACAAGACUUUGGUUGGAACCAGUAGCAAGGUGUUGAUGGUUGGCACUGUCAGUUAUUCUGUAACACGUCUUGAUACAACUAGGCUGAAGGACAGGUCCAAGGUGGGUGUGGGGGCACUCUGGGACUUCUUCAGAGUCGGUAUGGUAGGGGCGGUAUUGUAGCCUAUUGGUUAAGGUGUUUGCUCAUCAUGCUGAAGACCCAGGUUUGAUUACCCACAUGGGUACAAUGUGUGAAGCCCAUUUCCAGUGUCCCUCUCCAUGGUAUUGCUGGAAUAUUGCUAAAAGCGGCGCAAAACCAUACUCACUCACUAAUUUAGGUGAGCAUUGUCAGCUUCACUAAUCAUGUUCAUACAAGUCUUGUAUUAAUGGUGAAUAAUACUGAAAAUGUCAGGAGACAUGUUUUGUCAAGUAAGUCAACUGUUUGGCACAAACUUGGAUAGGUGUGGUCAUUCACAGAGUGUGUGAGGCUUUUGUUGCAUUUAGGUAUAUGUAUUGCAGCAAUACAUGCUUGUUGUAAGAGGCGACUAACGGGGAUCGGAUGGUCUCUGGCUUGGUUGACACACUGCUCAU